Molecule: messenger RNA, 2941 nt
Organism: Sitodiplosis mosellana (orange wheat blossom midge)
Lineage: Eukaryota; Metazoa; Arthropoda; Insecta; Diptera; Cecidomyiidae
Product: solute carrier organic anion transporter family member 74D-like
Exons: 5
Coding region: 706-2919 (737 amino acids)
Biological process (GO): transmembrane transport; sodium-independent organic anion transport
Cellular component (GO): membrane
Molecular function (GO): protein binding
Source: RefSeq, a predicted model, not a curated record
CAAUUAUCAAUUGUGGAGCAAUAGACAAGCGUUCUGCUUAUGGAUCAGUCGUCCGCACGCUCAGUUAUUCAAUAGAUUCGGCAACGGUUAGUCGUACGGUCAAUUGAGCUAAGCUCAGUUGCGUUUAAUUUAGAGUGAUCAAAACCGUACAAACAAUUUGCGCCUAACAAAGGAAUAUUCUAUUUUUCUCGUACAAUUUUACUAAGGCUCAAACCUGGAAAUUAGAAUAGUGCGAAAUUAGCCUGAAUAAUAUUAGAAAAAUUUCGUCGUUCCUUGGGAAAAAACAACAACAACAACUGGCUAAUCUUGUCGAAAUCGGAGUGAAUAAACAACGUGAAUAAAGUGCAUUAAUCAACGGCUCUUUUUAUGCAAUUAUGCGCGGAAUUGGCAUGUGACAUUAGUUUUCAAGUGCUUUGUGUGUGAAAUGAGCGUAUCGCCGUUGUUGUGCUUGUCUAUGCCGUUGUUGUGUAUGUGUUGAAAAGUGCUCAAAACUCAAAUCAUUUCCUAAUUAAGAAAAAUCAAUCCAGAUUAUGAAAGAGAGAAAGAAAGUGUAUGUGUGAGCGGAGCACAAAAAACCAACAACAUUCUGUGAUUUGACAUUUUGUUCAGUUGCAAUAACGCACUGAUUUUUGAGUAUCUAUCAAAGAACUCGUGAUAGAGAGGGAGAGAGGCAAAAAAGAAACAGAAACGAAUAAGAGAAACAAAAUGGACCGUUGUGGUGUUCAGUGUUGGCAUCCGAAUUGGUUGCGUAAAUUCGCAACGACACGAUGGUUUAUGAUAGUUUAUGGGUUGUUGGGCACAAUUCAGGCCACCAGUUAUUUGUACUUUGUUAUCACAUUAACAACAAUUGAAAAACGCUUCAAAAUACCCAGCCAAACGACAGGAAUUAUUUUGAGUGGUAAUGAAAUAUCGCAGAUUUUAUUAUCACUGAUCUUAACAUAUUUUGGUGGUCAACGAAAUCGACCCAGAUGGAUUGCAUGGGGUGUUGUUUUCAGUGCAUUGUCGUGCUUUAUUCUCGCCUGGCCGCACUUUAUUUAUGGCGCCGGAGAGGAGGCGUAUGAACUAACAGAGGAGUAUUUGGCUGAAUAUAAAAAUGCUACAUCGCAUAUGCUUUCGAAACCGGUGGAUUUUAAAAGUAGUAAAUUAUGCAGAACUACCAUGGAAAAGAUCUACAAAUGUGAUGAAAAGUUUUCGUAUGUUCCGCUGGUGUUGAUAUUCAUGUCACAAUUCGUGCUCGGGAUCGGUAACACAUUAUAUUAUUCGCUUGGCCAGUCCUAUUUAGAUGACAACACCAAGCAACGAAACACACCGUUAAUGUUGGCCUAUGCAUUUUCGAUGCGUAUGAUCGGGCCGAUAGUUGGAAUCGCUCUUGCUUAUUUAAUGAUGAGUAUUUACAUUGAUCCCACUUUGACGCCAGUCAUUGCAAGAGAUGAUCCUCGAUGGUUGGGUGCUUGGUGGCUUGGAUGGAUUCUACUUGGUGUGCUGAUGUUCAUUUUUGCUGGAUUGAUCGGUUUGUUCCCGAAACACUUGCCGAAGAAGAAACAAUCCAUUGAACACGAAAUCGAUGACGAAAAAUGCGAUCAGAAAGUUGAGACAGUGGAAAAAAGAUCGACCAAAGAGAGAAAGGAUGGGGAAUUGAAAGAUUUCCCAAAGGCAUUGAUGCGACUGCUAACAAACAAGGUGUUAAUUUUCAACAAUAUGUCAUCUAUAUUCUAUAUCCUUGGCGCAUCCGGUUUCAUGAUAUUUAUGGGCAGAGUGAUGGAAGUUCAGUUCAAUAAAACAUCACACGGUGGCAGCAUAUUCACUGGUCCCAUGACAAUCAUAGGAACGGCUGUCGGUCUCUUGACAUCCGGUUAUGCUAUCACAAAGUAUAAGCCACCGCCAAAGUAUUUAUUCUUUUGGAAUGUGAUGAUUGGAUUGAAAUCAAUGUGUGUCGCAUUAUUGUACACUCAACUGGGUUGUGAGAAUGGUAAUAAUUCGCUGUUGGUUAACGGAACCAUUAUUUCGUGCAAUUCGAAUUGUGCAUGUGAUGGAGUCGCAUACAGUCCAGUAUGUGAUCGCUUAACAGGUACAACAUAUUUUUCACCGUGUCAUCGGGGCUGUAGAGUAUUCGAUGAAGAACAAAAAUUUUACAAAGAUUGCUCGUGUAAUAUCCAAGCAUCGAUAACUAAGAGAUCCGCUGCCGAAUUUUUAGCUAGUCAUAUGUUUAUGGAAAGCUCCACAAAUCAAGCCACAUUGAAUGGUGAAGCAAAACCAACCGAAAAACGCAUCACACUGGAAGAUGUUUAUGAUGAAGAGCUAAAACCUGAUAAACCACCGCAUGACGACGAUGUUGUUAUCGACGGAAAUCAUCUUUAUGACGAAAGUAAAGUGUAUGAAGUGGCAAAAGUGGAGGCAAACAAGCGAGAACGUCGAAAGCAUACAGAUCAUGAACAUAUUUUUCCCGGAGCAUGUUUCGGUGAUUGCACAUUUGCUUAUAUCGCCUUUUCGAUUAUUUCAAUGUUCUCGAGUUUGAUGUCAUCCACCGGUCGAAUUGGGAAUGUUCUGCUAAAUUUCCGAGCAGUUGAACCACGUGACAAAGCAUUUGCCCAGGGAUUAUCGCUGUUUAUGGUCAGUUUAUUCGCGCUAAUCCCCGGUCCAAUCAUUUUCGGUGUAGUCAUUGACAGCACAUGCUUGGUAUGGGGCUACAAAUGUGGACGACGCGGCAACUGUCAACUGUACGAUCCAAUCAAAUUCCGAUACUUUUUACACUCGAGUGCAGCAGUGUUCACGUUUCUUGGUGCAUUUUUUGACCUUCUGGUGUGGUACCAUGCUAAAAAUUUGGAUUUGUAUGGUGACAAGACCACCGAUGGCACACCAAUCAAACCAGUGGAAAAAGAAAAAGACGCUUCACCCGAAAGUGAGCCACUGAACAAAUAAUACCAAAACAAUGCGUUAAGGA